CGACGACGAGCGCUUUCGCAAUCAAGGACUCUGAUCAACUCAUCCAUCUGAGGAUCCAAAGCUCUGGUCUCUCAAGGACUCAAAAAGACAAGAAACCUUCACUCAAAGGGAACACUCCAUCCCCAGCACAUCAAACCAACACCUUCGACACUUAUCAUCCUCCCAUCGACCACCAAACCCACUUGAACUGCUAUCACAACCCAAACAACCUCGCAACAAUGCCACCAACAGCUUCCCGUGUCUCUGAUCAAUUCGUCCCAACCACCGCAAAUGGAACAUCACAAAUGGUCCUCUGCGCCCACUGCCACGUCCAAAAACUACCGAAAAACUCUCUCCAACGCAAAGAGGAACAUUUACGUUCAUGCGCCUCUUUCGCUCUUUCCCCUCUGGCUACCGAGCGCGAUGCAACGGGUAAAACGAUGUUGGAAGAAAGCAUCGGACGCAGAGCUGGAAGAACGAAACCGGGGAACUCCAGGGGAGGAGAUGGUAGGGCUGAAGUGUUGCGGUUGCAGAGGAUUGGUGCAGCAUUGGGGUUCGGGGAUGCGGGACAGAGCGAGGGAAUUCAAGAGAGGGUUGAGAGGAUUCUACGAGGUGAAGGGUUGAGAAGAGAUGAUAUUGAUGAGCAUGGCACUUCUGCUUAUCAAUCUCCUGAUAUGGGUGGAGGAGGAUAUACGCCAUUCCCACCCGCGUCAUUCGAAAACAAUGAAACCAUGGCUGCGUUGUUGUCAUCCGCCACCAGAGCCACACCGACGAAUGCUGGAAACAUCAAUCCGAGAAAACGACCACUACCCACCGAUCUUCACGACACCGCGUCACCGUCAAAUCUCCUCCCCAUCUCUCAACAUCUGAGCAAUAUGCAUGCUGCUUCUGCAUCGCCACAACCACCGAGCAAUGAACACAACAAACGACUUAAACAUGCGGAGUUGUAUCUGGACGAAGCUGAUUUCGAUUUCGUGUGUUCGGCUCAAACGCCCAGGGAAGAGAGAUUUGCGGCGUUGGUGGAGAGGUUGGCUAGGCUUGUUAGAUUGAGGGAUAUGAGAGGCCGCUUUACAAGAUGAGGAAGGAGCAGAAGAGAAAGAAGAGACUCUGAAUUACUUGUCGAGCCCUCGAGGUCAUGGGAAGGAUGGGAUGACUAUCAUGAAUUUAUCACACACAAGAGAUGCAUGACAUUAGAAUCGAGGUUAUCAUCCAUCGCUCGAACUAAUAACCUUGCUUGGUUCGUUCGUCUCGUCCCUUGAUGAUGAACUUUGUGAAUCUUUUGAGAAUCCAGAGAAGCAACACACUCUCAGACCAUGCAGAGCUCCUUAGCUUUUCGUCAUGAACCUAUCCUCAUGAACAGUUGAGCUAAGUUUAGAAUUCGAACACCAACCAAGCUUGUCGCAU
Messenger RNA from Aureobasidium pullulans EXF-150, 1383 nucleotides. RefSeq lists its product as uncharacterized. The transcript has 2 exons. The record is from RefSeq and is a predicted model, not a curated record. NCBI's taxonomy places the organism in Eukaryota, Fungi, Ascomycota, Dothideomycetes, Dothideales, Saccotheciaceae. Bases 219 to 1058 code for a protein of 279 amino acids.